Molecule: messenger RNA, 1334 nt
Organism: Physella acuta
Lineage: Eukaryota; Metazoa; Mollusca; Gastropoda; Physidae
Product: DENN domain-containing protein 10
Biological process (GO): regulation of early endosome to late endosome transport; protein transport
Cellular component (GO): late endosome
Molecular function (GO): small GTPase binding; guanyl-nucleotide exchange factor activity
Source: RefSeq, a predicted model, not a curated record
GGUUUUACCAAAAUUCGAUGAAUGGCUUUUCUGUGUGAUUUAUGUGGUGCUGGUAUUAUAGAGAAGGACAGAAACAAUGAUGUUCUAUGGACCUGGUCAUACCCAUCUAUUUCACAGGACCAAAGGGAAUUUCUAGUAUCCAAAUCUGGUCUGAGCAAUGAUACUGGCUUGCCAAUCAAUUUUUUGUAUGGUCAAUGGAAACAGAAAUGGUAUUAUAUUCAAAUUAUUGAUGUCUCCAGUGAAGAAACAUCUUUAACUCAGGUAGUUAAAUUUGCCGUGGUGCUGCUGUGUCGAGACUUCAACCCUGAGAAGUACCUCAUACUUUGCCAGAUUUUUGGUCGACAGUACAAGAAGACUGGGAGUGCAGCUUCUUUACUUGAGUCGUAUCUCUCUGUUGUAACCAAUGGCUCAUGCAACAAUGAUGAGAAUGGAAAAUUUGUAAUCAACAAUUUUAGCCCAGAACAAGCUUAUGCCAAGUGUUGUAUCAAAGAAAUCAUACAGACUUUUGGAGUAGAAACCAUAUUGAUUUACACAGCUGUACUGUUGAAGAAAAAAAUUGUUGUUUAUUUCCCACCUCAUUCAAUUGGCAAUUUAUUGGAUUAUACAAGGUCAAUCCCUGCUUUUGCUUGGCACAGACAAAACUGGAAUAUUUUACACCCGAAUGUGCAGCUGACAGAUGCUGAGAUAGAGAAUCUAACAUCAAAUUCUCACUAUGUAGCAGGUUUCACAGAAGCCGCAGUUGAGGGCAGGACAGAUUUAUAUGAUGUAUUCGUGAAUGCCCCCAAUGGUCAAAUUAUUGUUGCCUCUCAUGCCAAAGAGUCCUUGGCAAUGGGUAAAUUACAUAAAGAUAUUGCCAUGUUGAUGGUUGAGAAAACCGAGAAAGACAACUCAGAAAUGGAUGUUAUUAAGGCUAUUGAAUCAAAGACGAGUGAUUUAUUAAACAACCUCAAGUCCCUGGCUACUAAAGAUGUUGAUGGAAAACUUUCAUUCACGCUGGAGACACUCAAGGAAAGAAAGUUGCCCCCAGCCACAGAAAACUUUUUGUUUAGUUUAGCUGCAUCUGAAGGUUUAGUCAAAUUGUAACUAAUGUAACAAAGUUUUUCACAAUGUAUUCUUGGUAUUUAGAAGAUGUUCACAGCAUUGAAAACCUGUUACCAUGUAUGUUUUUGAUAAUAGGAUCAUUUACAUUAUGUUUUACAAAUCUGUUUUUAAACAUUACCAUGUAUGUUACUGUUUUAUUAUUAAAUUAUUCUACUUUUGUUAUUAAAUUAUUUUUAUUAUGUCUUUUAAGAUUUAAGGAUUUUUUAAAAUUUAAUUAAACUUAUAAACAUAAG